AUGUACAGUUUGCUUAAGCUCGACACAAGCAUCGGCAUGUAAUUUCAAAUAUUAAGCAUUAAAAUUUAGGGAGAAUACAAAUCUGAAGAAAUAUUCGUCAAGAAUUUCACGGAAGUAUGUGUUGGGACGCGCCAAAAUUUCGACAAGUGUGCAAGGUUGAAUAUCAUUCAUUUAGUUUCUGAGUUUCUGACUAUAUGAAAUGUAUCUUCCAUCACAUAUACACUGACCAUUAGAACAAUUGGCUAGAUACUAACUUUAACGUAAAACUCGCUCUGGAUUAGGAGCCACGCUUCGGCAUGAAUGGGCCGGCUCGACCGGAGUGAUACCACGGCCUCACAGAAAACCGACGUGAAGCAACGCUUGCGUUGUGUUUCGUCGUGUGAGUGAGGGUACCGGAGGCCCAAACCCUCCCUUUUCCGUUCCCUCUACCCCUCAACCCUUCCCUCCAAGGCCGGCAGCGCGCUUGUAGCCUCUCUGGUGUUACAGGUGUCCAUGGGCGACGGUAAUCACUUACCAUCAGGUGAUCCAAAGCAAGAGUAUGAAUGGAACAAUACUUAUCUGAUGAUAUCGAGAUCAUGCGCGGAGUUCGACAAGGCUGCAUACUACCACCGCUCGUGUUUAACAUAUACCUACGCUGAAAAUAUUUUUACUGGUGCACUCGAGAAUGCAACGAAAGGUAUCAUUGUAAAUGGGCGGUAUGCAGAUGACACCAUUCUGCUAGCUCAAAAUAUAGAUGGCUUACAGCAUAUGGUAACUCGUAUAGAAAAGAUUAGCAGUACUUAUGGUCUCACUGAAUGA
Messenger RNA from Diatraea saccharalis (sugarcane borer), 798 nucleotides. The record is from the annotation of a GenBank genome assembly. Lineage: Eukaryota; Metazoa; Arthropoda; Insecta; Lepidoptera; Crambidae.